AGAACUUGUGACCACGCACUACAUGUAGCAGUAGAAUGAAUUUCGGAUGUUCAUCAUAAGUAGCACGAAAUUGAUUCAUAUGGUCGACAUAUGAUCAUUUCUGAAUAGUUAAAGUACGAGUUUGCGUAUUAGUAUCGUUCGUAUCAUCUACUUAGAGACAACUAUUCCACGUCGACCGUUGUCGUAAGCGUGCAGCACACUUCAUUACACUGCCUGGCCCUGUCCGCAUUCUGAGUCGUGUAAUCCGAUUCGACGAAAAGCAUUUCGACGGCGACAAGAAUCCAAGAACGAAGAUGGAAAUGCAAGGAGGAAUCGGUGAGAGCGUUGCCUUCUGGGCUUUUCUAUUCAGCUUCCAGUUAAGUGCAAAUAUAUUCUUUGCGGGGCCAUCCUUGGUGGACAUGGACUUUUAUUUCUACGGACAUCAGCGUUAGAGGGAACAACAUGUAGAUGUAUGGUCGUUUUUUUCUAGCAGUCAAAGAAAGAGCCAAGGAUACUAGUGCAAAGAAUGCAACGACGGUAGCUCUAAGCAUGAUUGUAAUGGUACUUUCGCUCAUGUGGUUCUUCGCAAGUCGAAGCUGCGACGACGAGGAGAAAAGGUACGAUUUUUUCUUGAGAAUAGUCAAUAUCGGAUAUCCAUCCGUAGUACAACAGCGGCGUUUUCGCUGUAUCUAUACGAAAUUGGAUUGUUGAAGUCUACCUCUCAAUUCCUUCCUCCUAAUUAGAUUAAAUCUUUAUCCUCUCUGUACCAGGUUUGUGAAAAGCAUCUUCAACCGGAAGGAGCUUGCGAGUCGACGCCGCGAUGAACUCUACACGGACGCAGUGCUCAAUACGUACCAUUUGGAUAUUCGCGAAAGUCUCGCGAAAAUCUAACAUCUGAAGAUUGAUCCUCUUCAGUAGUGAUACAUGAAAUACGGGGUGGUAAACGUUGUUGCAUUGUAAAGGCAUUCAAUAGUACGUAUUUGACAUUCGGUUUAUACUCCAUAGUAUCAAUUCUCCAUAGUAUCAUAUUCAGAGUGGCAUUCAGCGCACAACAUCAACCAGCUCGCACGACAUAGAAAGAUCACUUAACAUUCGCACUUGUGCUCCCCCGUUAAUUAUCUACCCUCUCACAUCGACUUCGACAAGACAUCAUAGCAUACCGUUUGCAUAGGUCGCCCUCGUCGCGUCAGCCUAAAAGCUCCAUAGGAAUUUACAUACUGAACACCCGGCUGCAUUCAUAGUUCUCUAAUACAUUGUUCCACCAGAUGAAAGCUAAACUGUAUACAUGAUAGGAGGAUGAAUUUUUGCCCAAACAGACUCUUACAGCUACGCACAUGCAACAGUCGAACGCGGUGCAUCAGCUGAUGUCGAACUGUGACUGCUAAGCAAAUUUCGUGAGC
Molecule: messenger RNA, 1379 nt
Organism: Amoebophrya sp. A25
Lineage: Eukaryota; Dinophyceae; Syndiniales; Amoebophryaceae
Source: the annotation of a GenBank genome assembly